Bemisia tabaci is the source of this 2118-nucleotide messenger RNA. It is a transcript of the gene Hs3st-A, whose product is annotated as Heparan sulfate 3-O sulfotransferase-A. Gene Ontology annotation, molecular function: [heparan sulfate]-glucosamine 3-sulfotransferase activity. NCBI's taxonomy places the organism in Eukaryota, Metazoa, Arthropoda, Insecta, Hemiptera, Aleyrodidae. The record is from RefSeq and is a predicted model, not a curated record.
UUCGCUUGAGGUCGCGUGCGCGAUGAACGUGGAUCAACCCUUCCGACACCGGCACCAUGCUUCAACUUUGGUACUUUCUUCUCAUUCAUUACUUCUAUUCUCAAGUUUUAGCAUUCCCGACUUUCAAGAAACGGUCUCGCGGCGAGUUUUCGGAGUGCGUCAACCUUCAAUGAUAUCGUGCCGCGUUUCGUUGGGAAGAAUGAACAAUCGCUGAGUCACUUGUUUCGGGGUUCUUCCCUUCCCGCGCAAUUUCGUGAAUCUGUUCGUCGAUUUUGUGUCGUUGGACUUUAUUACUGUUUGAAGUGUUUCGUUUGUAUUCUUGCCGUGAAGGGAGUGAUCGAUUUGUGAGUAUUAUUCGUCGUAAUGCGUCAAUUCGGUCGGGUUUUGUGUGACUUCAAUGAUGGCAGUCUGUAGCGUGUUGGAAAACUUGGCCUCUGCUUUCAACUUUCUCUCUGGUAUCUGGUUUGAUUGAUUCUGGACUGGAAUCGAGUGUAUUCUCUGUGCUAGUGUUGUGAGUGCUUUCAGCCAGGCGUCGGGCAAAUGGAUAACCGUCUAUUGAGCUUCCCGAUUCCUCACCUGCCAAACUGCUGAACGGUCAAUAUGGGUAGACUACGGACAGAGCGCACUUCAUUUACAAGAUCUGCGCUGAUCAUCUCCACUGCCCUUUCAGGAAAUCUGAAGACGGGAUGUGACCUAUGACGGGAUGUCAUAUCGGAUUUGGGCAGGCGGGGGUUGGGUAGAGGCGGGGCGCGUCAUCGGGCUGCUGAGUCUGCUCAUGAGCGUCACGCUGUUCCUGGCACUCCACGCGGCCCUCUACGAGAGCGCCAUGUACCAGGUUCAGGUUUCGGCCGGACCCCCCGCCGCCCCAGCCCCCGCCCAAGCCCCCCUCCCCUUCGAGAUGCCCAGCGCAGACGUCCAGGAGUACCGCUUUCCCGCACACCACAGGCUUCGCUUUCCCAAAGCCAGCAGACGGCUACCACAGGCGAUCAUCAUCGGGGUUCGAAAAUGCGGGACGCGGGCGCUGCUGGAGAUGCUGUUCCUGCACCCGCGAAUCCAGAAGGCGGCCGGCGAGGUUCACUUCUUCGACCGCGACGACAACUACAGCCGCGGCCUCGACUGGUACCGCCGCCGCAUGCCCCAGUCCUUCUCCGGACAGAUCACCAUCGAGAAGAGCCCCAGCUACUUCGUCACUCCGGAGGUUCCCGAAAGGAUCUACGCCAUGAACUCGAGCAUUAAAUUACUGCUAAUCGUUCGGGAGCCGGUGACGCGAGCCAUCUCGGAUUACACGCAACUGCGGGCGAACGCGGCGACGGCGCCAUCUAGCGGGCCGCCCAAGAGCUUCGAGCAGCUGGCCCUCCACGCGGACGGGAGCGUGAACGCCUUCUACCGGCCGAUCGCCGUGUCCGUGUACCACUGGUACAUACACCGGUGGCUCGAGGUGUUCUCCCGGCAGCAGCUCCUCAUCGUCAACGGGGACCGGCUCAUCGAGGACCCGGUCUCGGAGCUGCAGCGGAUCGAGCAGUUCCUCGAGCUGGAGCCGAAGAUCAGCAGGAGCAACUUCUACUUCAACCAGACCAAGGGCUUCUACUGUCUCCGCAACGAGACGACGGACAAGUGUCUGAGGGAGAGCAAGGGUCGCAAGCACCCCAGAGUCAACCCGGCCGUCAUCAACAAGCUGAGGCAGUUCUUCAGCGAACAUAAUCAAAAGUUCUACGAGCUAAUUGGAGAGGAUUUAGGUUGGCCGGAUAGUUAGGUGUUCCGAGAGAGGUUCUCCUUUCCGUUCUAAACGUGCCUCAAUCCGUAUUGUUGUCAUUAUGUUUUCCUUCCUUUUUUAUCUAGGAUACUUCGGCGUUUCCCAGACGAAGGGACGGAACUCCAUUCCCAGGUUGCAAAAUUGACUCGAAAAAUUUAAUUUUUUGCAGGAAUGUACCUGUGCAAUCAGUGCGUUCGAAACCCACCUCCGAGUUUCAGGAGCCAUGUGGCGCAUCAAGCUCGACUUUUAGGGGCCAGAUGGACUCUUUGCCUAUCUAUCAUGGCGGAUUUAGUGAAGAGUUAGAUUCAAGAUGUUUUAGAUACAGAACUAGUGACUGUAUAACCUGGGGGAAAUCUCGAAAAAUC